AUGAGACCACCUAACAUUCCUUUGAUCACCGUCCUAUCGGUUUUUCUACUGCUCUCUUGUCUUCUGAGCAGUGCAACUGGGCUUGGUCCCCAGCAGCAUCGGGGUGCUCGCAAAGAUGUGCGCGGCAAUAAUCUCAUCGAAGCUCGCAAUCCCUUGGGUAAAGCUCUCGCUGAUGGCUAUGGUCCACCUCCUCCCUAUUAUACUGGGGAGCCAGUUGCUCAAACUGAUUUGACUUCUCAUCAUUCUCUCGAGGAGUCCACUGCAACCGAAACUCAGACUGGAGCUUCCCAAGCCGGUGUGCCAUCUAAGUCAAAUGUUUCUUCUCACCAUGAAACUGUCUCUUAUGGCAGCUCCUCUCUCUCUGUAUCCUCAACCCUGGAGACCGACACUGCCAUGAUAACUGUUGGCUCAAGCGCAAAGGCUGGUAGUACAUCCGGCUCCGAGGCAUUGUCGAGUGUUCACCUGACAGCUUCGGGCUCUUUCCUUGGGACUGAGACUUCUGGUGCUAAAGCUUCCUCAAUUUCACUUGGUCAAGUUUCUUCUAUUUCUAACUCUUCGUUGACUGGCACUUAUCCCUCCGCGGGUACCUCAUCACCCGGGACGGAAACUGAAUUUCCUUCAGGUUCUGCCUCAUCUGCCACAGUCUCUGUUUUCUUUAACGAAACAAAGACGAUCACUGAGAGCGUCUCACACACACAAGCAGUGUCAAGCGCUGAAGUUUCAGGUGACUUCACUACACCGGAGCUUGCUUCUCGCCUCGAGAGUAGCGUAACGAAGGCUAGGUCGACAACAACGACAACAACAAGGAUGCUUAAUGUUACAGUGACAGUCGCCCCCGGUUCUUCAAGUGGUAAUGCAUCAAGCCUUUCAUCUUUAACUGUUCCCAUGACUGCAGACGAAACCACGACAAUCACAGUCAUCCCACAACAGAACUCAUCUGAACUUUCUACUGAGGGUCUUGCUACUGAUACUGAUUCGGCGGGGGACCCAACAUUGGGCAGUCUGGCCACUGAAUCGACCAAAUCUGUCACAAUCCAAAGCACUCUGACCAAGGUUGCUAUCUCGGAAUCGACUCAAAAGUCUACCCGUGCUUCGAGCAUUCCUGUCAAUGGAACAGUGAGCUUCACUACUACUACUACUACUACUGCCUAUUUCACUACAACAAUUGGAGUUCCUGCCUCAUCUUCUGUUCUGUCAAAUUCAUCUGGCAUUUCAAGACCUACUAUUGUUGCUUCUGAUGACUCGUCGGGGGCUGGAACAGGAGACUCGUCGGCGAUCAUGGCAUCUAUUACUGUUGCCUUUUCCACCACAGUUACCACGAGCAAGACGUACACUGCGCUCAACGUCACCUCGCCAGCAACAAGCUCUCCUUUCUCUUCAGUUCCGACCUCCGUGGCUAGCGCGAGCGUUGACGUUUCCAAGUCGAAUAUUGCUACAACAUCUAACCAAACAUCUUCAGAGACUCUCUUUGCAUCAACAGCCCUGCCUACAAAUGCGACCUCUCACUCAGUCACCGAGCCCUUCGUUGUGACUACUGUGUCAGACGGCUCGGUUAUUACAAUCUUCCCCGGCGGUAUCAUUCCAACUGGGAGCGCUACAAGUUUGAUGAACAACUCCGUUUCUACACAGUAUUCCACCUCUGGCCCUUCGCGCUUCAAUUCGUCAAUGUCCAUCAGACGGACUUCAUUGUCUUCUCAUACAGACUCCUGGCUUGACUGGCCGACUUCGACGCUGGCGAUUUCCCAUACUUCGGAAGCAACUUUGGAGGUCCCAUCACUUUCUUUCCCAACCUCUUGGCUUUCGAUCAUUACCACGCCAAUGACGCCUCCUAGUGUGUCUACCAUGUCAACUCAAGGCCAAUCUGAUGGCUCAACACUUGGUAAUGUAACGGUGAUCAAGACAACAAUGACUUCUACCAUCACUAGCAGUCUCACACCGACAAGCCUAUCCUCGUCUGGCAAUGUCACGGUAGCCCAUACCACUAGUGGGUACAACUUUUCUAAAAGUGUGGGAUCCAUCAAGAGCACAUUCAGUUCUCGGUCGACCUCUCUCGGUAUUAGUACCGUCAUCAUAUCCAAGCAGCCUACCAACUUCCCCUUUCCCACCAACACAAGCCUAGUUUGGCAGUCAGAAACAUCUUCAGCGUCACUCUCUGAAUCUGACAAAACCAUCGGCCCCAAAGCCAGUGAUGUUACAUUCUCUUUGACCACAGCUGGAUUCAAUAGCACUACUCCUCAUACCAACUCCACUACCGUUACGGCCAGUGAAACAUAUCCUUCAAGCAAUACGGAUCAGACGCAGUCCAUCAUUACUGCAGGGACCUCUGGGUCGUGGAACAUGACUCGCAGCGCUCAGUGGUCCACAAACUCAACUGUCCAAACAACUACCCGUACUGGCUCUGAUUUGGUUUCUGGAACUCAAACUUUGAGUGACACAGCUGCCGCCACUCCUCAGCCGCCCGCUUCGCUGAACGUUACGCUCACCACUAUAUCAGACAGUACCUAUAGUAAAACGUUCACCGAUGUGAAAGUCACUAUCAUUAUGCCGACUUUCUUGACGACAUCUGAGAGUGUUUCACUCACAACGGUAUCGAUCAGCACGGCCCCCUUCCCUCUUCCAUCAAACACCACAUUGACGGGAACUGGCACUUCUUUUCCACCAAGUGGUACAGGACCUCGCUUCACCAUUACCGGAACCUUGGGAGACUUUUCAACGUCCAGUAUGACCAUUUCACCAUCGAUCAGCACAACAUAUCUCACUAUAAACACCACAGUGGCUGGCAUCACGGCUGAUACUUCGGCCUCUGCUUCGGGCACAAACGAGCCAUUCUUCCCGGUCUCCAACUCAACUAGUCUGGGCACCACCAGUCUCUCGACAAUCGCUUCAUGGAGGCCAGAUCCUGAGCCGUGGACGAGCUGGCCAACUUUGAGCCUCACGAAUGAGCCAGGUGUCUCGACGUGGACUGUAAAUAGCGAGAUUUCACAGUGGACUUCAUACACUCGAACUACCACCAAGUCUUUGACUUCUACUUUAGGAGAGCCAAGUAUGUCUCACUCUUCUGUUCACAACCUUAGCAGUGCAACCUCGGGGUCAACCUUUUAUACUCGUACCACGACUUUGACCCUCGCAACCACUUUGGAAGAGCCCAGCACUUCCCCGUCCACCAAUGGCAACAGGAGUAUUGCAACCUCACAGUCCAUUUCAAAUACUCGCACGACAACCAUAUUCCGCACUACGACUAUGGGGGGGCCAGGAGUGUCCUCGCCUGCCCUCAACAGCUCAAGCGGUGGUGCUUCGUUGUCAACCUCAUACACUCGUACUACGACAUUGACGCUUACAACUACUUUGGCAGAACCCCCAACAUCUCAAGUAUCUAGGGCUACAGUCACAAAUUCAUAUGUUUCCACAUGGGCUAACGUAACCUCCGGGGUCGCUGGCUUCACGAGCACAGAGACUAUCUCAUUGGCCACCGUUACAUCGUCGCUCUCGGGAACACAGACAACUUUCUUGACAACUGGUAGCGCAAAGGGGGUAUCGACCAGCCUCGAGAGUUCCGCCUUGGCACCAAUCCCGGUAGGUAACUCAACUCUAUCACAGGCUUCUGGGAGAACAUCUUCAGGGAUUGACACUUUGACGGGCACACACUUGUUGACUGGCUCGGCGGGAGCAGCUACUCCAUGUAAAUCUACAUCUACUAGCUCAUCGACCUGCACGGAAUCAGUGUACGACACCCCGACCCAUACAGCGAUUCCAGCUAGCACCGAUUGCUUGACUGAAACGAAUGGACCAGACUUAUCGUUAUCCCACGUGUCGGCAGUAACAGCCACUGAAAACGUCUCAUCGACCUGCAACACAACAAGCAGCACGGUGCAUUGGUCGAACAUGACUCACACAUUUGGUGUAAAAGAUACAGAAACAAGCACCUACCAGCCGCUUACAACAUUGCAGACAAUCACAAAAGCGCAGACUGACGGGGAAUUGGGCUCGACUGGGGAUGACUAUCCCACGCCCACAGACAGGGUGCCUGAGGAUCCCAACUUUCCAUGGGGCAAUGACUCCCCAAUCCAUCGUCACCAGAACUCGUCUAAGCUUGGCCCUGGUGAAAAUGAUGGCGACGACGAUGGAGGUCUGAGCAAGAGAAUCAGCUGGCGCCCGCGGUGGGAGAAUGUCAGAGACAAGCUGGAAGGUCUCUGGCGUGGGAAGUCAGAGGACUAA
Messenger RNA from Fusarium mangiferae, 4215 nucleotides. RefSeq names its product putative MUC1-Extracellular alpha-1,4-glucan glucosidase. The transcript is spliced from 3 exons. Bases 1 to 4215 code for a protein of 1404 amino acids. NCBI's taxonomy places the organism in Eukaryota, Fungi, Ascomycota, Sordariomycetes, Hypocreales, Nectriaceae. The record is from RefSeq and is a predicted model, not a curated record.